Molecule: messenger RNA, 6334 nt
Organism: Conger conger (European conger)
Lineage: Eukaryota; Metazoa; Chordata; Actinopteri; Anguilliformes; Congridae
Product: sterile alpha motif domain-containing protein 9-like
Exons: 5
Coding region: 414-5003 (1529 amino acids)
Cellular component (GO): cytoplasm
Molecular function (GO): protein binding
Source: RefSeq, a predicted model, not a curated record
GCUGAGAUUGCAGCAGUUUCUAUAAAUUUAUGAUUUUAGACUGCUGCAUACGAAGUUUGUCUUGAAUGCAGUCGCGACACUUGAAGAAAUCUCCUCGGGUUAAUAACAUCGGCUAAGUCCUGCUACUUCUGGCGCGUAAACUCGCCUAUACUAUAUCCAUAUAGCGUAAGAAAAAUCAACAUAUAGGCUACUCCAGACCGACGCUUUCCAGCACAAGGCGUGUGCUGCUCCUCGUGACCUUGCUGGUAUGAGUCAACCUGCAACAUGCUACAGCCUUCAUCAGGUUUGAAACCAAACCGAGCCAAGAGAGAUAGCUGAACAUAAGGUGGAACUAUAGUAGAAAAAUUGAUGGAGCUGAGUAAGUGAAACUAUUCUGUCUGCCUACAAAUGAAAACAGCAACACUCUCCUCACAAUGAUGGAAGGACAUAACUGUCAACCAGUUGAAAAAUGGAAGGAAUGUGAUGUCAGCUCUUGGUUGAAGUCCAUAGGAGUGAAAGAGAACUACAUUAAGAAAAUGAAUGAGGAGGAAGUUAGUGGGCAAGUUCUCCUGGGACUAACACAAAACUAUCUAAAAGAAGAAAUUGGAAUGAAAUCAGGGCAGGCUCACUUGAUAAUCCAAAAAAGGAAUGAGCUGAUUGAGUCUUCACGAGUGCAAGAACCUCAAAAAGCCCUAAAAAAGAGAAAAGGUGGAGAUGAGAAGGAGCAGCAAUCAAUAGGCAGUCAUGACACAGAUGCUGGACCAACACAAGUCCCUCCAGAUCCAGAGAAUAAGUCACACCAGGAACAGUCAGUUUGUAAGAGGGACUGUAAACCACGGCCUAUAGGCAAAAAGGGUUCUGAAUGUACAUACUUACAGCACAGUGUACUUCUGCCUGAAUCUGGUGUUUCUGACCUUACCACACCUUGUCAUGAAUACAAAUCGUUCGCCAUAGCAGCUACGUUAUCCCGUCAAAGGCUGCAAGCAAAGUUUGCUAGAGAGGUUUUUAAAUUUGGCUCUGCAUGCAUGAAUAUGCGGUCCAAUGGUACCAUACAUUUUGGGGUGAUGGACAGUAAAGGUGACACUGGCUAUGUACAUGGUGAGGUAAUAGGUGUUCCUGUGAAAGGGAAAGACAUGUAUAUUGAUGCAUUUGAUCACAUUGAAAAAAGUUUCUCAAAGCAGAAUAGUGAACAUGUGCGAAAGUGCAUACAUGAACCAGAGUUUAUAAAGGUUGGGAACUGCACAGAGGAACAUUAUGUCAUAGAAGUUGACAUUGUGCCAGAAAUAAGCAUUGUGAAAAACCGAGUUUACCCUGUCCGUCUACCAAAUUUCAAAGAAGCAUCAAACAAAGUUGAGUUUGAAAAGGAAAUCUUCUAUGAGAGAAUAGGCGCUAAAACAGAACCAGUUAGUGAUCACGAUAUGUUCUACCAACGUAUGAAAGACAGAGAUGCAAGUAGAGAAAAGGCUGAACAGUCUUGUCUGAUCAACACACCGAAUAUCGUGCAAAACCUUGGAAGAAAAUUGGAGAAGUUGGUGACUGGUGGAAAAAAGGUCAUAGACAAAGACCAGUGGUACAUUCUUGUCACUAACAAAUUUGAAAGUGAGCAUUUGAGUUCCAUUGACUUCAUAGUGAACAUGAAGAUAUUCUGUGUCUUUGACUUUGACCCUGAUUCUAACCUGUCUGGAUUAUGCAAGAAAUACCAUGAUCACCAUGCCCCAAACUUGCAUUUCCUGCAUAGUUACAAAAUUUCAAGUGAGAUGAACAUCAGUGCAUUUGCGAGCCAUUUGAACUUGUUUGAACAGGUCAGCUGGAUUUUUUGCAAUGGACGAAAUGGCUACCGUGGAAAUGAAACUCCCUGUGAUGAAAUGACCUGGAUCAAGACUGAAAAGACUCUUCUGAAGGAGGCAGUGUCGGUGAUCUGUAAACAAGUUCUUCCCCCAGGCACCUUUUCAGUGAUUUUUCUUCUCACUUCACCAGUGGAGCUGCCAAUGCUUCACACUUUCUAUGAGUUCUACUCUGAGAUGCAAGGCCAUGAAGACAUCAUUUGCAUUUCGGAAUCUGAAGAAAAUCACACCACAUGGACAGGCUAUGCUCAGAUAUCUUGCAGUCCUGAGACGAUAACCAACAAGAGUGUUGUAGGGAUGAAAAUGAGCCAUGUGAAUGCCACAGUACAACGUGUUCAGCCUCACACUGUGAAUUCCAGGCAUUUACCCACCCACGGUAAUGCAGUGUGUCUGCUUGAAACCACUGAAGAAGAAAGGAUGUCUUCCUUGGAGAUCCUGUGUGUAGACCAGUGUGAUGAUUCCACUGGUGUCUUUGAGGAUGAAAAAGAAAAAGUUGAAAUGCAGUUUUACAGGGGAGGUAAAGUAAGUUGGGUGAAUUUCUGGCUUGCAGAAAACAAAAUGGUUGGGGAGUUUAUCCAAAGGGACACCUAUAAGGAUAUUACCAAUGCCCUGAAUUACACUCCCAGAUGGAGUAAGGACCAAAUGCAUGUCAACAGCAUCAAUAUGUACCACCACCCAGGAAGUGGUGGGAGCACCGUUGCACGACAUGUACUAUGGAACAACAGAAAAGAUCUAAGAUGUGGAGUUGUAAAAGUAUCAUUCCCAGUGACCCGUGUCGCAGAGCAUGCUGUAAAACUGCGUGAAUAUGAGGAAAAAGACCAGCAGAAAUGCCUUCCUGUACUCCUCCUGGUGGAAGACUAUGAAAAUGACUAUCUAGACAGCCUCAGAAAUGAAUUGGAAGUUGCAAUGAAAGUCAAGAAAAUCAAUCAAGGAACAUUGUGUUUUGUUGUUCUGAGCUGCAGACAGUCACAUGACCCAGAAAAAAUGUGCAAGGACUCACCUUUACAGAACUUUCCUGUGACUCACAAAUUAUCCCCAGAUGAAAAAAUACAAUUUGCACAGAAAAUGAUUGAACUUAAAGAACAGCAUCCACCGGAGCACCUCUUGACAUUUGUGUUGAUGAGUAAAGAGUUUGAUAGGGAGUACGUUACCAAAUUUGUGACUGAUUUGCUGGAAGGCAUUGAUCACUCUUCUGUUUCCACUCGCCUCAUUCUGUACGUGGCUUUACUCAACACACAUGUUCAAAACUCUUACCUCACUCAGUCUCAUUGUGAGGUUCUCUUGCUACUGACCAUGCAUGUGAAUGAAACACCGGAAACUCUGAGUAGACGCAAUGACAGAUUCAGAAGGCAUUUGUUUGAGUCAUCGUUAAGUGAACAAGCCAAACUUCUUUUCAUACACUUGAGAAAUGAGAAGACAAACAUCAAAUGUAUACGCAUGAUUCAUCCAUUAGUCGCUGAAGAACUUCUCCAACAGCUUUUAGGGAGCGAUGUGCAGCAGAGCACUGGAGCCAUAGGCCUCCUCCAUGAAGACGUGCUUUUUGAGAACAGUUUUGGAAAAGACGAUUACCACAGAUUUCUGCGGGAUCUUUGCAUGAGGCGCAGCAAGAUCAGUAGAGGUGAUGAAAAGGACAGUUCCUUUUCCCCUCUCAUCGAACAUAUUCUGGAGGCAGAAACCACAGAGAGGGCAGUUGAAGUUCUGCAGGAAGCCUAUGCGCGUUUUGGUGACGAUGCCUUCUUUGCUCAGCAACUUGCUCGACUGCAUUACACACAAAAAAUGUUUGAAAAAGCUGAAUACUGGGCAGAGAUUGCAGAACGAAAAAAACCAAACAAUUCCUUUUUCUUAGACACAAAAGGCCAGGUGUACAAGAGAUGGUUCAAUGCAAAAUGCAAAUUACUUGAAGGCAAGAUUACUGCUGAAGGCACUGUGGGUGCAAUUGCAACAGCACUAAAAGGAAUGCAGUGCUUCAGAGCAUGCCAGACAGCAGCCAACACAGAUCAAGAAACUAUCAACACAGGCUACUUUUCUGAAGUUGAACUUGCAUUUGAUAUUUUGAAGCUCAUUUUGAGUGUGUUUCCCGAUAGAAAGAAAGAGUGUAUGCAGUACCUGCUCUCAGAACACAUUCCAGAAGCUGUAAAACAUCCCUGGAUACAUUUUCACAGCCAACUGAAAAGCAUUCAGAAAAACAUGUGGCAAGCCCUUGAACUGAUAUCUGAAAACCUAGCAUAUUUCCAGACUGCCGCCACUUCAGACCAUGAAACACUCAGCACUGAAAUGAAGAUAAACAAUCCAAUAAGGUGGCUAGCGAAAAGAUCAUCCUGGUAUGGUAAACUUUUUGGAGAGGUACCAUUGCCUAAACUUAACCAAGGUCUGUUGAUGCGCAUGAACAUUUGCAGCCUUGGUGGUGGUAACAUGACUGCCGUCUUUUCACUUUUGUCUGAAAAGAAACGUGCACAGUUAGAACAGAUCAUUGCUGCUUAUCCUGGCAAUAAGCAUAACUUAGAUCAAACUGAAAUUGUGACAUACAUAUCGUCACAGAUUGCCUUAAGUUGUCUUUCUGCAACUUCUUCCAAACUUGUAACACUUCAAGCCCUUCAGGAACUUAGCCGGAGGUUCCAAAAAGAGAGAGGUAAAUAUUUGCCUAAUGUUCUUUUUUUACAAACUCUGCUAUUCUGGCCUGAAGAUGAUGAUAACAACCAUGACAGAGAUGCCAAAUAUGAAAUCAUCAUGGCAGCUGUUGAUGGUCUCAAACAAGGUUACAUCAGCAAAAUGAAAGAUUUACCUUUACCAAAAGUAAAGAGGGUUUUUACUCAUUUCUUUCUUGGCAAAGAAAAAGGACUGAGUAAGAUUGUUCACAAGAGCAAGCUGGAAAUGGUCAACAAACUUCUCUCAAUGUCUGAGAAGAGACAGAAGUGGCUAAGUGGAGAUGUGUGGAAAAUGCCAGAGGUUGAACUUCUGCUGAAACGUGUUCAAGGUUGGACAAAAGAUGGAAAAGUCUACAUUGAGGGUGCUGAAAAGAAGCCAUUCACGAUACAUGCUUUGAAUUCAGAUUCAAUCCCUUAUGAGAAUGAGGAUGUUGAGUUCUAUCUGGGUUUUACUUUCCAAGGGCCAGUUGCUCAUGGCAUUACAAUCAGCAGGAGUAGCAAGGCAAGGUCCAGUGGUAAUCAAACCUUUUCCUGAAGAUAUACCAUCCUGCAGGUUUGCAUUUCAACCAUAAUUUGACCUGCAUGACUACUAAGUGGCAGCUCAAUCUCUAGCUGUUGAAUGAGGUGUGCUUUGCUAAGGUUAGUGUAAAAAGGUACAGGAUGGUAGAUCUCCAGGAACAGGGUUGGUUACCAUUUCUUUAUUCAAUCGAACACCUACAGCCUGCCUGCGCAAGAGGUAUACUCACUGCUCACCUGCUUUUUGAAGGGGGCAUGGGAAAUGUGUUUUUCUUUAAUUAUUUUUGAAUUCUUGCACUUGGUCACAAAUGUUACAUUGUAGUGCUUUUAAUUUCCAAGAGUUAAUUGAUUUUGUAAUCUGUUAACGUUGAGGUAGCAGCACAAUGAUUUUACUAUAGCCUUACUUGUUGUUAACAUUUAACUAGAAUGCAUACAUUAACCCUCCUAUUAUGUUUGGGGUCAAUUUGGGGUCACAACUCUUAAAAACCAAUUAAUCUUUUUUUUCCAUCUUGAUACUGUAUCAUUUUUUAUGUUCCAUUUUGGUGGGAUUAAAUAGUAAACAUGCAAUGAACAUAAUUCAUUGUUUUCCGAAGUCCUGUUCCAACAAGUGCAUGUGUUGUAUGGGCUUAUUUUGUAUACAUUUGUAUAUAAAAACUGUAUAAAAUGUCUGUAUAGAAACAAUACGAUUUUUCACAUACAGGUGCCAAUCUUUUACUUCCUGUACCUCAGGCACUAAAAUGAGAUGUUUCUCACAGAUUUGUAAGAUUUAUGGAUAAAAGGCUAGUAAUUUGUGAAGAGUUACAGAAGCAUCUUCUCUGCUCAAGUAAAAAUUUCCGCAAGCCUAUUAUUUAACCUACACUCACUGAGCACUUUAUUACACCUACUUAUUAAUGCUAUUAUCUAAUUAGCCAAUUGUGUGGCAUUAGUGCAAUGCAUCAGAUACAUAAUCAUGUAGAUAUGGAUCAGGAGCUUCAGUUAAUGUUUGCAUCAACCAUCAGAAUGGGGAAAAAAUGUGACCAUGGAAUGAUUGUUGGUGGAAGACAUGAUGGUUUGAGUAUCUUAGAAACUGCUGAUCUCCUUGGAUUUUCACGCAUACUAGUCUCUAGUUUGAAAAAAAUGGUGAAAAAUUUAAAUUCCAGUGAGCAGCAGUUCUGCAGACAGAAAUGUCUUGUUAAUGAGAGAUGUCAGAGGAGAAUGGCCAGACUGGUCAAAGCUGACAAGAUGGUGACAGUAACGCAAAUAACCACACAAUACCAGAGUGGUAUGCAGAAGAGCAUCUCUGAACACGAGAUGCAUCAUAACUCUUAAGUGGAUAGGCUACAGCAGUAGAAGUCAUAUUUUAUUUAUAAA